Messenger RNA from Parastagonospora nodorum SN15, 552 nucleotides. RefSeq lists its product as hypothetical. Bases 1 to 552 code for a protein of 183 amino acids. The transcript has a single exon. Lineage: Eukaryota; Fungi; Ascomycota; Dothideomycetes; Pleosporales; Phaeosphaeriaceae. The record is from RefSeq and is a predicted model, not a curated record.
AUGGCCGCCCCUCCCUCGAAAACUCUCCAGUCCCUCUCUGGAAACUGGAAACUAAACAAGUCUUGCUCUGAUGACUUCGCCUCCGUACUCGCGCUUCAAGGCGUAGGCUUACUCGUCCGCAAAGCAGCCACCGCUGCAUCCAUCCACCUUAAAAUUACUCAAUCUGACGAGCAACACAUCAAAAUGGCCCAGUCAGUCACCAGCGGUAAAAUCGCCGGCACUACCGAAGACUACACGCUAGACUGGGAAUGGCGCAGCAACAAGGAUGCUUUCUUCGGGGAUGUAGCAGGUCGCAGUCGCUGGGUUAGUGUUGAGGAGGGUGAGAAGAGCGAAGUUGUAGGUGCCGGAGGUGGCGGUUGGAUCGAGGGUGACAGUAGUGGGAAACUUGUUGAAGCGCAAGGCAAGAAGGAAAGUGGGCAGUGGGAAGCUCAUCACCUAUGGGGGUUCGAGAUAGUAGAUGGGGAGAGGCGACAUACCAGACGCGUCUACGUGAAGAAUAACGAGGGGGAAGAGCUGAGAGUCAGGAUGGUGUAUGAUUUCGUGGAAGAGUAA